CAUAAUGUCUGACCCAAACACACUGGAAAAUCCAAAUCCUCUUGUUCAGUCAGUACCCAACCCAAACACUCUGAUCUCUAAAGCUAGAAUUCAGCAAGAACUUGAUGAAGAUGUUGAUGAUGAAUUUGAUGCUCUUGAAGUUUUUGAAUUAAUAAGGCAUAUUAAUGAUCCGGAGCAUCCUCUUACAUUGGAGCAACUUAAUGUAGUAUCACACAAGCUUAUUGAAGUAGACCUUUUAAACUCUACUAUUACUGUUUUGUAUACCCCAACUAUCCCUCAUUGCAGUCAAGCUAUUCUAAUCGGCUUAAUGUUGAGAGUCAAGCUGUAUAGAUCCCUCCCUGAACGCUUCAAGGUUGAUAUAAUGAUCGAACCUGGCAAACACGCAUCAGAGCAUGCGAUUAACAAGCAACUUAAUGAUAAGGAGAGAGUAGCAGCAGCUUUAGAAAACAAGCAGUUGCUAAAUAUUGUCAACCAGGGGCUCAGAAAUAGUGACAGAGAUUUCGAAUACUUAUUUUAGCUCAUAGCUAAGCACAACUUUCACCUAAAUUUC
Messenger RNA from Moneuplotes crassus, 550 nucleotides. The record is from the annotation of a GenBank genome assembly. NCBI's taxonomy places the organism in Eukaryota, Ciliophora, Spirotrichea, Euplotida, Euplotidae.